Molecule: messenger RNA, 1692 nt
Organism: Selaginella moellendorffii
Lineage: Eukaryota; Viridiplantae; Streptophyta; Lycopodiopsida; Selaginellales; Selaginellaceae
Product: cytokinin hydroxylase
Exons: 5
Coding region: 1-1527 (508 amino acids)
Molecular function (GO): iron ion binding; oxidoreductase activity, acting on paired donors, with incorporation or reduction of molecular oxygen; monooxygenase activity
Source: RefSeq, a predicted model, not a curated record
AUGGAGGGCAUUGGCAAGGCGGUGUGGACGGGCGUGCUGCUCGUGUUGCUAGCACUGGUUGCGAAGCUAUGGCGAUCGAUUGUCACCAGGUUCUGGCUGGAGCCAAGAUCGCUCGACGCAAGGAUUCGAAGCCAGGGUAUCGAGGGGCCACCAAGGACUUUCAUGGCCGGCAACAUGCUCCAGGUGAUGAAGAUGAGAGAUACUGGCAAGGAGCGGGACAUGGAAGGCUUGAAUCACGACAUUGUGAAGCAUGUGUUGCUGGAUUACCACCAGUGGUCCAAGGAAUAUGGAAAGAGGUAUUGCUACUGGUGGGCGACGGAGCCCAGGAUCAUGGUCACGGAGCCCGAGCUCAUCAGAGAAGUUCUUGCCAAGAAAGUUACCCAGUUUGAGAAGUCGGACAUAAUGGUUUCCGGACUGGUCUCCAUAGUUGGCCGAGGGCUCGUUGCCGUGAGAGGUGACGAGUGGAGCUACCAUCGACGUGUUGUGGCUCCAGCUUUUUACCUAGAGAAGCUCAAGAAAAUGGUGCCCCGUAUCGGACUGUGCGCGCUCGAGAUGCUAGACAGGUUGGAAGAAGCGCUCCGCGAGCAGCCCGAGAUUGAAAUGAGCAGUGAAUUCUCAAAGCUAACCGCAGACAUUAUCUCCCACACGGCAUUCGGAAGCAGCUAUCUCAAAGGCCAGAAGGUCUUCGAAACCUUGAGAGCAAUCCCAGAGCAGCUUUCGAAGGUCGAUCGAUACAACUAUAUACCAGGCAAAAGAUUCCUUCCGUUUCCAGCAAACUUUCGAUUGAGAAAGCUCUACAGCGACCUCGACUCGCUGCUGCUGGCCCUGAUCAAGGAGCGGCGAGCUCAGAGUGGCCAGAGUCAUGACUUACUGGGGCUGAUGCUUGCCGAGUGUGGAAACUCUUCUUUUGACGAUCGGGCCGUGAUGGAGGAGUGCAAGACUUUCUACUUUGCUGGCCACGAGACGACGGCAACUCUGCUCACCUGGUCCAUAACGCUACUGGCUUUGCACCGGGAAUGGCAGGAGCGCGCUCGCGCCGAGGCCCAGGAAGUCUGCGAAGGUGCCACUCCAGAAGCCGAUUCAAUCAGCAAGCUCAAGCUGAUCAACAUGAUCCUCCACGAAACUCUCCGCCUGUAUCCACCGGUGGUGGUGAUGAUGCGAUCGUGCUUCGAGGACACCAUACUGGGAGAUAUCCUCGUCCCAAAGGGAGCGGCGGUCUCCUUUCCAAUCCUCGCCAUCCACCACGACAAGGAGCUCUGGGGGGAGGACGCCCACGAGUUCAAUCCGGAGCGUUUCAAGGAUGGUGUCACCAAGGCGUCCAAGCACCCGAACGCAUUCAUGCCGUUUUCACUUGGCCCCCGGGUGUGCGUCGGCCAGUCCUUUGUACUCAUGGAAGCCAAGAUCGCCUUGGCCACCAUUCUCCAGCGCUUCCGGUUUCGGUUGUCGCCAUCGUAUCGCCACUGCCCGGUGUUCAAACUUACGCUCAGACCUCGCCACGGUCUUCCUCUCGUCAUGGAGAAAAUAUAAUGGCCUGGUUGAUCAAAAUCAGUAGUGCAAGGUAAAAUAAUUUGUUAUGGUAAUGUUUGGUUUUGAUUAAUAGUAGUUUAGUACCAUUUAUUAAAUAAUAGACAGUUUAUAAUUAUAAACAUGUUUAGAAUUUAUAAAUAAUUUUCUGCAGAUUAUAUGCAGCAA